AUGUUUGAUGUUGCUGAACGUCUUUGGGAUCUGCAGACAGUGCGGAUGGAACGGCAGUGGAAUGAACCAACAGGCUUCGAAGAUCAAGAGGACGUUUUAGAGGCCGUUCUACAAAUUCUGCAUGGCCGUAGGGCCACAGUGGAGACGGAUGGCAAGUCUCGGAAGCGCAAGGGUGCUUUGGAUGAUGCCGACAAGGCCUUUCUACGUGGUCUCAUGCGAAGGUAUGGCUUGGAACUGAUAGAUCAUCCGGAAAAGCCGUGUCUGUGGCAGGAAGUGUUCACCAAAGCAGAUUUUCUGCAGACACUGUGGUUCGUCAUACAGCGACUUCUGCAUCCACGUGCAUCUGGCGAGUUGACGGCUCUGCGUUGCCUCCAUCAACCUGAUCGCAUUGCUGCACUUAGAGCUUCCAGGAGUCGGGCCUUGCGAAGGAAUGGCGUCCAUGCCGAUGUGUUGUCCCUGCAUCAAGAGUUGCUGGAGUGGCAAAUGGACACGGGGACGAGUAGACUGCCGAAUGAAUCUGAAGACAGGCCUUUGUCUUCGAAGAUUGACAGCUACAAGGAGAAGGACAGAAGGAAUCGCAUCUCAAGCAUGAAGAAGGCUUAUCCUCCUGAUUUUGAACCUUUAGAGCAGUUGUCCUUGGACUGUCUUACUGGAGCAGGUGACUCAUCGACAGGUGUGCAGUGGCGUUCUGAGUUUGAAGAGCAACUUAUGCUUUCUGUACCUGGCUGGACAGAGGAUGCAAAGAAAAGUCGCACUUUUCAUACAUUGCAAGAAGUCCUCCAAUGCGGCGAUGUGUUUCUUCAACAAUGUUUUGCGACGCUGCAAUCUUAUGGAUUGUCUCUUCAGCGCAAAUUGAGCGUUCUUGCUGCCAAGUUGCAAUGCACUCCUAGCAUACCAGGUGUGGCGGAAGCUAUGUCCACUCGAUUACUCUCAACUCCACAGGACACAGAGGAGAUGGAGCUCAACAGAUAUGUUUGUCGGUUGUGCGACUUUCAAUGUGCAGACAAGGAAGUCUUGCAAGAGCACAUCAAGGACGCUCAUUCGAAUGACACUGAGGUUGCAAGAGCAUGGGUGGAAUAUCGCAAGAAA
Messenger RNA from Durusdinium trenchii, 1089 nucleotides. The record is from the annotation of a GenBank genome assembly. NCBI's taxonomy places the organism in Eukaryota, Dinophyceae, Suessiales, Symbiodiniaceae.